AUGGACACAAAAACCAUUGCAAACAGAACCAACACCCUGUCACACGAACUCAUAGACGAGAAAGUGCUGAGCUCCGGAUCUACUACAACCAAUGCAAAACCGGCUGGGAAACCCAAUUUUUUUAAGAGUAUUUUUCGCCAUUUUCCCGGAGUAAAGUCGCGCAAGAAUUUUGAAGACACAAUUGAUUCGGAUCAGCUUGAACCAGACGAGCCGCAGGCUGCGGAUAGAGAAAACGAUUUUUCAGACCACCCAAUGGGCGAAUUGAAGACAGGGUUCAGUGAGUUGGGUUUCGAAAAAGGCGGAUGGCAGUCAUACUAUCGUCGCGGAGAGGCAGAAGUACUUAUGUCUAUUUCGACGCACUCGGAGUCUUCAUCUGUUCCGGAGCAUAACAGUUCCUUUUACAGUUCUUUGAUAUCGUCCCCGGAAGAGACGAAGGUUUUUGAUGAACUCGAGGUAUCAGAUGAGAGUAAGCGAACGAGUAAUCCCUCGGUCAUCGAGAAUCUGAUUGACCUUUACGAUGACCUUGUUUCCGAGUGA
Kuraishia capsulata CBS 1993 is the source of this 537-nucleotide messenger RNA. RefSeq lists its product as uncharacterized. The transcript has a single exon. The coding region runs from base 1 to 537 and encodes 178 amino acids. Lineage: Eukaryota; Fungi; Ascomycota; Pichiomycetes; Pichiales; Pichiaceae. The record is from RefSeq and is a predicted model, not a curated record.